GCUAGCUGUAGCUAGCUGUGCCGGGGUGACCGGCCGGCUGUGCCAGGGUGGCUAGCUGUGCCGGAGUGACCGGACGGCUGUGCCAGGGUGACCGGAUGGCUGUGCCAGGGUGGCUAGCUGUGCCGGGGUGACCGGAUGGCUGUGCCAGGGUGGCUAGCUGUGCCGGGGUGACCGGAUGGCUGUGCCAGGGUGGCUAGCUGUGCCGGGGUGACCGGACGGCUGUGCCGGGGUGACCGGAUGGCUGUGCCAGGGUGGCUAGCUGUGCCGGGGUGGCUAGCUGUGCCGGGGUGGCCUGCCGGCUGUGCCGGGGUGGCUGGAUAACUAACGUUAGCCGAACCGAACCUCAUCUAUCGGAAGUUAUUGUUUAUUAAUGUUACGCUAGCUAGAUAAUUGGUUCAUUUCUAAUCCUAACCACAUAGCCAGCUAUCGAGCUAGACUGCACACAUACGAGGAGGCUAGUUAACAAUGAAUUAACACGGCCCACAAUCUUAAUGUUUAGCAUUACAUGAUAUCAUGGAGCUUCAUGACCUGCAGAGGGAUCCGCCAGCACAGUGCUCUGCUGGACCCGUGGGAGAGGACUUGUUCCAUUGGCAAGCAACAAUAAUGGGGCCAGGUGAUAGUCCAUACCAAAGUGGGGUCUUCUUUCUCACAAUCCACUUCCCCACCGACUAUCCCUUCAAGCCACCAAAGGUAGCAUUCACAACAAAGAUCUAUCAUCCAAACAUCAACAGUAACGGGAGCAUCUGCUUGGACAUCUUGCGAUCCCAGUGGUCUCCAGCAUUAACUGUAUCAAAAGUUCUGUUGUCCAUAUGUUCGUUGCUUUGUGACCCGAACCCGGACGACCCCUUAGUUCCAGACAUAGCACAGAUCUACAAACUAGACAAAGAGAAAUACAACAGACUAGCAAGAGAUUGGACUCAGAAGUAUGCAAUGUGAAGGCCCUCCUGAAGAUAUUUUUUAAAGUCACAAAACACUGUACAUUCUGGAAAUAGAAAGUAAACUUAGGUGAUAUGGAACACAUUGUACUGUCAACAUUUAUCAUGUGAACCCAUGAACUAUAGAUGAUGUUGUGUUUACAGGGGGUAUACACUGCACAUAUGUACAUUAAGGGUGAUAGAUAUGGGGGACAACAACUGUACAUUGUUGUUAUCCCUACUUCCUGGUUUUGGGAACUUUUGUUUCUCGUCUCAUGAAUGGAAGAGGAAGUCAUUAGAAUACUGUAGCCCACGGUUACAUUCAGAAUACUGUAGCCUGCUGUUCCAGUCAUCAGAAUACUGUAGCCUGCUGUUAGUCAUCAGAAUACUGUAGCCUGCUGUUCCAGUCAUCAGAAUACUGUAGCCUGCUGUUAGUCAUCAGAAUACUGUAGCCUGCUGUUAGUCAUCAGAAUACUGUAGCCUGCUGUUAGUCAUCAGAAUACUGUAGCCUGCUGUUAGUCAUCAGAAUACUGUGGCCUACUGCUACAGUACAACAUACUCAUGGCUCUGCUGACUGUCACCCAUAAAGAGGGAAAUUGAGGAAUCAAACCAAUUUUACAGUUUUUUUUUAUUGUAUCAAACUAUUCUGGACCUACUUUAGUUGUUUUAGCAUUAAGUCAGAACUUCAUUAAAACAUUGAAAUACAUUCUCUGCCAUUAACAGUGAUUUAGGGGCUUCAGUUAUGGCUAUGGCUUAUGCUGUUUAGCACUUUUGUAUAAUUAAAGAAUGGUACACUUUA
Molecule: messenger RNA, 1713 nt
Organism: Oncorhynchus kisutch (coho salmon)
Lineage: Eukaryota; Metazoa; Chordata; Actinopteri; Salmoniformes; Salmonidae
Product: ubiquitin-conjugating enzyme E2 D4
Exons: 7
Coding region: 514-936 (140 amino acids)
Source: RefSeq, a predicted model, not a curated record